CAGCCCCUCCUCCUUGGACAACAUUCCCAGUUUUGCCAAGGACUCCAAGCACUUUUGGGCCUGAAGUGAAUCGACACUUUUAAUUCUCACUUUGGAGGGGUUACUGAUUCUGUCUGUCUCUCUUUCCAUUGUAUUUGUGUCUCCAUCACUUUCAAGUUUCCGAGUUUCCACCCAAAUUCCAGACUGAAACUUCAAAGCUUCCUCCCUCGCCUCGUUUUCUCCGCCCUCCAAAUUAGAAGCAAACUCGCACACUCCCCUAUUUUCUUUGGUACGAUUCCACCCUAACUCUCUUCAUCCUUGUCUCUCCCCUUUUUAGCUAGUACGUCACGCACCCGCAGUCUCCGGGCGUAAUCUUAACUCCGUCAGCGGCCACCUUAAAAUAGUGAAACUCCCACCGGAAAAUGUCGCAGUCUCUCAAUUUAUCCAUUUCCACCUCCUCACCAACUUCCCCCAAUUUCGCAUCCCUUUCAAGACCCUCAACUUCGUUCCUCACCGGAAGUUUCCGGUUCCCCGUCAAAUUCAGACCCUCCGGCCUACGUACACCAGCACCACCGGAGCUUCUCAUUACCAAAGCCUCCUCCGAUCCGGAGGCGCCUUCAGCUUCAGCUUCUGCUUCUGCUUCCGCUGCAGCUGCGACUCUAGGUUCGGAUAAUGGUGUGGGAGGGGUGUUAUCGGCUGUGCCGCCAGCGGACACGGGCUCGAUUGAGGUGGAUGCGGUGACGGAGGCCGAGUUGAAGGAGAAUGGGUUUCGGAGCACACGGAGGACUAAACUGAUUUGCACGAUCGGCCCCGCGACGUGCGGGUCGGAACAGCUGGAGGCGUUGGCUGUUGGGGGAAUGAAUGUGGCUAGGAUUAAUAUGUGUCACGGGACGAGGGAGUGGCACCGGAGAGUGAUCGAGCGGGUUCGGAGGUUGAAUGAGGAGAAAGGCUACGCGGUAGCUAUUAUGAUGGAUACUGAAGGCAGUGAAAUUCACAUGGGGGAACUUGGUGGUGCCUCUUCCGUGAAAGCUGAGGAUGGGGAAGUUUGGAUUUUCAGUGUUAGAGCUUUUGAGUCACCUCUUCCAGAACGCACUAUACAUGUGAACUAUGAGGGCUUUGCUGAAGAUGUGAAAGUCGGGGAUGAUCUCCUAGUAGAUGGUGGAAUGGUAAGGUUUGAGGUGAUUGAGAAAAUUGGUCCAGAUGUCAAGUGCAGAUGCACAGACCCUGGACUCUUACUACCUCGGGCUAAUCUUACCUUCUGGCGACAUGGGAGCUUAGUACGGGAACGUAAUGCCAUGUUACCGACAAUAUCCUCAAAGGAUUGGUUAGACAUUGAUUUUGGGAUUGCUGAAGGUGUUGAUUUCAUUGCGAUAUCCUUUGUCAAGUCUGCUGAAGUCAUUACUCACCUUAGAAGCUAUAUAAAAGCAAGGGCUCGUGAUAGUGAUAUUUCCGUCAUUGCAAAGAUAGAAAGUGUUGACUCUUUGAGGAACUUAGAGGAGAUCAUUCUAGCGUCCGAUGGGGCUAUGGUUGCAAGAGGAGAUCUGGGUGCACAGAUCCCCUUGGAACAGGUCCCUUCAGAGCAGCAAAAGAUUGUUCAGCUUUGUAGACAGUUGAAUAAGCCUGUUAUUGUAGCUUCUCAGUUGCUUGAGUCUAUGAUUGAGUACCCUACACCCACAAGAGCUGAAGUGGCUGAUGUUUCUGAAGCAGUAAGGCAACGAGCAGAUGCUUUGAUGCUCUCAGGUGAGUCAGCUAUGGGUCAGUACCCUGAUAAAGCACUGACCGUUCUCAGAAAUGUUAGUCUGAGAAUAGAGAGGUGGUGGAGAGAAGAGAAACAUCAUGAAGUUAUGGAACUCCCUGACAUAGCUUCUUCAUUUGCCGACAGCAUAUCGGAAGAGAUCUGCAACUCUGCAGCUAAGAUGGCUAACAACUUAGAGGUGGAUGCACUUUUUGUUUACACAAAGGAUGGACACAUGGCAUCUCUCCUGUCGCGUUGCCGACCCGACUGCCCAAUUUUUGCAUUUACAACCACAACAUCCGUCCGCAGACGGUUAAAUCUACAGUGGGGUCUAAUACCUUUUCGCUUGAGCUUCGCUGAUGAUAUGGAAAGUAACCUCAACAAAACCUUCUCCUUGCUCAAGGCUCGGGGAAUGAUCAAAUCAGGUGAUCUGGUAAUUGCUGUUUCUGAUAUGUUACAAUCCAUACAAGUCAUGAAUGUUCCUUGAGAAUCUAGCACCACUUUCUGCAAGAGCAUCAUAUUUACUGUCUCAUCGGGUGCAAAGGUUUGUUUUAAGCUAGUGAAGCAAAAAAGGAGGGAUGGCAGUUUCAGUCCGCUCUUUACCCCAUCGUACCAUCUGGUUCGCAAGCAUUAUCUACUAGUGUAUUGAAUUGAAACCUGUAGCGAAGUGUACCCAGAAGUUUCGAGAUGUACUUGGGUUUAUUGUCAUAGCGAGGCUUGCUUCGGUUGAGUCGUUCUGUUGUAGAAUUAUGGGCACAAAGGACAAUAAUAGAACCUUCACGAGUAACCUUCAAUCUUACUCAUCAGUCCUUUCUUGUCUGUUGAAA
Messenger RNA from Coffea arabica (coffee), 2541 nucleotides. Its product is annotated as pyruvate kinase isozyme A, chloroplastic. Gene Ontology annotation, biological process: glycolytic process. Gene Ontology annotation, molecular function: pyruvate kinase activity; magnesium ion binding; potassium ion binding. The record is from RefSeq and is a predicted model, not a curated record. NCBI's taxonomy places the organism in Eukaryota, Viridiplantae, Streptophyta, Magnoliopsida, Gentianales, Rubiaceae.